AUAUGCCACCAGUACACAUCCGGUGCGUACUAGUACUGCUGUCUGAACUCUUCUUAAAUCUCAGGCUGUUCUAACUUGACAACUUAGCGUCGAUGGCUGCAUUAUGGACCUAUGAUUAUGCUUGUCAACUUCACGAAGAGUUGACGUUCCUGUUUCGAUCGCGCUGGACCAUGGUAAAAGGCCUUUAUAUUAUUACACGAUGUGUCCCAUUUCUCCUCCUCAUCGCGGACCUGUAUUUGUACUUCGCUCCGAUCAAAAACCCCAAUAAAUGUCAGAUAGUGAUUAUUAUCUACUCAUGUUUGAGCGUCAUAUCAAUCGUUUCCUCCGAAUCCUUUUUUGUGCUCAGAACAUAUGCGCUCUGGAAUAAUAACAGAAUAGUACUCGCAGCCAUGCUGUCCGCCUCUUUCGCUGCGGUAGUUGCAUCUGUCGUCAUCUAUUUUGCCACUGCCAACGCCUCACAUGUUACGAUCAGUGCGAUCCCAGGCAUCCGAGGCUGCUACCGGGCCGACGCUGUCAAAGUUUCCAUAAUGUUUAUUCUCUUGCUUGCGUUUCAACUAGGACUCGUCUCCCUCACGAUCAUACGUGCCGUACAGAGCUGGCGGGUUGUCAAUGGCCCUCUGUACGACAUCCUGGUGAAGCAUAAUAUAUUUUACUAUAUAUGUGCUCUGCCUCUCACAGCCGUUAACGUCCUAAUGCAGAUUCUGUUCUCCCAAACUGCAUACCGCUUUGUCUGCGAAGUUCUCCAGUUCUUUGUCCUCGCAAUCCUCGCUACGCGCAUGCACCUUUUUCUUUGGCAGAUCGACCAGCAGACGCAUGGCUCUGAUGGCUUCGUGUACAUUUCUAUGUCCGACAUGUAACCUGCAGAAUGCACGGUCACGACGGUGUGACGUCUCAUCACGUAGUUUAUUCGGCGUCGUUGUGGAGUGAAGUUUGGACUGGACGAGAUCACUCUGAAUCGUGGGAUCACUGGACUUGUUCGGAUGCGCCUAAUUUAUAGGACUACAUUUUUUGUC
Suillus subaureus is the source of this 1013-nucleotide messenger RNA. RefSeq lists its product as uncharacterized. Bases 93 to 857 code for a protein of 254 amino acids. The record is from RefSeq and is a predicted model, not a curated record. The transcript has 13 exons. Lineage: Eukaryota; Fungi; Basidiomycota; Agaricomycetes; Boletales; Suillaceae.